This is a messenger RNA of Paramecium pentaurelia, 2150 nucleotides long. NCBI's taxonomy places the organism in Eukaryota, Ciliophora, Oligohymenophorea, Peniculida, Parameciidae. The record is from the annotation of a GenBank genome assembly.
AUGUCCACACAAUUUCCUAAUUACAUGGAUUAUGAAGAUGAUUAUGAAAGAUAUUAUUAGAAACUCAAAAAAGGACCUUUCUUAGAUGAAAUCUAAAUGGAUGAAGCAGAGUCUUAUUUUUAUGUAUUAACAUCAAAUGUAAAUCAUAGAACAACAUAAUCACUACUAAUCUUAUUAAUUAUACUUUUAAGUACAUCCAAAGUUAAAUACAUAAAAAUAUCACUCUUGAAACUUACUUAGUUUUGCAUUCUAAUUAAUUUGAAGAAAUUAGAACCAGAAUUCCACAAUAUGCUAUUAUAAUUACUUUUAAAGGUAUGAAAUAUGGAGGUAUGCUUUGGGAUACAUUGAAUCAAUAAGUAUUUCUCAUUAAUGGAAAUUCUUAAGUUGAAGAUGCUUUUAAAGAUUAACAAAUAUAUCAUAUUACAUCUUAUUCUAAAGAUUUACUGUCUGUGAUCUCUUCUGUAUUUAUUAGAAUCUUAAAUAAUAAGAAUAAAGAUUUAGCUAACAUUAAUAUAAAUUUUCAAGAUUUCAUUAAUCAUUCUCUAAUAAAAUGGGUUUUAUUAAAGUAAUAUAGAAUCAAAUAGAUGAAAUAAAGAGGUGAAUCAUAUUCAAGACUUUUUGAUGAUGAUUUCUUAAAAGAAAUCAAUCAAUCAUAAAAUCAUUCAAGAUUAAAUUAAAAAAAGUAAACUUAAUUAUUACCUUUAAUUUAAAUAAAUAAUCAAUCUAAAUCCUUUUCAGAAUUGGUUUAAGCUGAUUAACAACCAGAUAAUAAAAGAAGUAAACCUACUUCCCAAUUAAGAUAGAGAUCUUUAAUCAAAAUUAAUAAAUAGAUUGAUUUAAGUUAAGAUUAAAAAUAAGAUUCAUUUUUUAAAUAAGGAUAAUAAUAAUAGAACUAAAAUUAAACUCCUUAACUUAAUAAAACUAAUAAUCUUUAUAUCUAAAAUAAUAAUAAAGAAUAAUCAAAUUAAGAGAUAGAUUCCGUUAAAGAAUCUAUUUCAGUAAAAGACUUUCUUGAUGGAAUGAAUAAUUUAAAACAGUAUAUUCUUAAUCAUGAUCCAAAGGAUUAGAAUAUUGCAAGAACAUAUCCCUAUUUCAGUCCUGAAUAAGUACUGAAAUUAAAAUUAGAUGAUUUAGAGAGUAUUUUGUAGGAUUAAGUAAAAGAGAAGAAAAAUAACAUAUAAAAUAUGAAACCAAUAGAGAAAUUAAUGCAUCUGUUAAAAUAUUAUUCAAAAUACAAUCCUCAUCAAUAUUAAAUUAUAGUUAAUCAUUAUUCUGAUUUCAUUAAUGAUAGAGUACUAUUUGCUAUUAUUUAAGUUAUUAGAGAACAUGGGAUUACCUAAGAAUAAAAAAAAUAAUCACAAAAAAUUUUAGUCUUCUCCUAUUCCUUCCUCUAAAUCUAUAGGGAGAGAUUUAAAAAUUGAUUAAGAUCAAGUUAUUAAUCUUAAGUACAAUCAAAAGAUUAAUAUUUAUGAGUAUAAUUAGUUGAAAGACUCUUUAAUUUUAUCUUAGAACAUAAUGGAAAUUUAUAUGAAGUAUUUGUAAGAAACAAUUUAGAGAGUCCUAAUUCUACCUUUAGAAUUUUAUGAAAUUUUGAGUUAGAAUAUGUUAAAGUAAUAAAUAAUAAAUAAAUAGUUAGGGCAAGAAGUUUUACAGAUUAAUAUUAAGGGAGAAAUAAUACAAUAUUUGAUUUAUUUGAUUAGAUUUUGAUUCCAAUAAAGUUAACUAAGAAUGAAUAUGUGGGUGUAUAUAUAGAUUUUAAUUAUAAAAUAAUGUAUUACAUUAAUACAUUAGAGAGAAUUGAGAGUAGAAUAUUAAUUUAUAAUUUUAGGGAAGUUUCCAAUACGUAUAGAAAUAUUAGAUAUGCCAAUAAUAUAAUUUAUUGUAAAAUUUAUAAAAAAUGAAUACAAUGUUAAAGUCAUGAAAUCAUUUAAUAUUUUAAAUUGGAGUAUUUUUAGUAUUGAUAACAUUUGAAAGAAUUUGUGGAAUUUUAGAACGAAUAUGCUUAAGAUAUUACUCAUAGCGGUUUAGUGUUAGUUUACAUUAUUGAUUCAAUUUGCAAUCAUGAAAAUGUAUUGGGAAGCAUUUAAAGAUUGAAAAUGUUCAUGAAUAAAAUUUUGGUUGUAAUAAAAAAAUUACAAAUAGAUAGAUGA